Messenger RNA from Thalassophryne amazonica, 2166 nucleotides. Its product is annotated as fat storage-inducing transmembrane protein 1-like. The record is from RefSeq and is a predicted model, not a curated record. Lineage: Eukaryota; Metazoa; Chordata; Actinopteri; Batrachoidiformes; Batrachoididae. Gene Ontology annotation, cellular component: endoplasmic reticulum membrane. Gene Ontology annotation, biological process: phospholipid biosynthetic process; lipid droplet organization; lipid storage.
CUGCAACACCAGGUCAUCUCAGCCCUACUGUAGCUUCUGUCUGCUGAGUUUGUGCUUAUAAUCAUGUCUGCACCCUUUCUGUCAUCUUCAACUGUCUCAGAAGGAGCAGUGUGACACCUCCAAGGCAAAGGGCGACAACACCGUCUGUAAUUUUAAUGGGUGCUGGAGAGGGCGUGUCCGUGUCAGAAACAGGGAGAGAAUCCUCUGAAUGGAAGGUGAUGUCAUCCUGAAAGAAGAACAGCACAUAAACACGCUGCACAAAGUCAGACUGGAAGUAAAGUACAGCCAACAUGGAUUCUCAAAGUCCUAGGACGAACAGGGGUGUGAUCUUCGUCUAAACCUGCUCUGACACAGAGGACGACAACUGGUUACAUUUUGUCACGUGCACAUAUUUAGAGUGUGUGGAAUGCUGAGGCCAGCUCACUGUGCAGCCAAAUGAACCCCCACCACUGGUCCAGCUUUGGAUUUCUUCAAGAAUAAUUCAUGCAUUCUUCACCAAGUCCUUCUUCAGCCUUUUUUAACAGUAUGACUUGUUUUGUGUAGAUUGUUUCCCGUGUGCAUUAGUAGAUUUGGGUAAUAUAUAUGAUUGGAUUGGUGCCAUAUGUGGUAUUUUUGUACCGAGCUCAGUGUGGCUCAGACUGCAGUCACUCUGCAUGUUGUUUGAUCUGAGGUGGAAAAUCUCUACAAGCACACGGCUGCACUGUGAGUCCGUGGCAAACCUUCAUAAGAUCCAGAUCUAAUCAGAAGUGGGUUUCCGGGUCUAGAUGUUUCUUCACACUGUACUGGUGGUCCUCACGGACCUGACAGCCCGGCUCCUUGGAAAUACUUUGUUCAGGCGACAUUUCCACCUCGCACUGUCGGCGGUGGUGUUGUUCGGCCCCGCACUGAGCUUCUGGGUCUCCCAGCACAGCAUCUUCGCCAAGAAAAGCCACUUCAUUUACAGGAUGUUCUUGCGCUCUGGUUGGGGCUGGACUUGCAUCUUUGUCGGAUCCUUUGUCUUCCUCCUCUCCUUCUCCAUCCGACGCUCCCUCUCUCUCUCAGCCCGUCAUCUCUCCCGACUCAUGGUGGCUGGUGGUCUGUGGCUCGGCUUCUGCAAACUCUUGGACCUUUUGGAGAAUGCCACAGGAAGCUGCUAUGAACUGCUGGUCAGCAAUGCAGACACGACCAAUGAGCCGCCCCUCCUAGUGCUACGAGAAGGUGAGAGCAAGUUGGAGUGCCUGAGAGCCGGGAUGCUGUGGAGGGGCUAUGAAGUGUCAGAAGAUGUCUUCCUCCUCUGUCUGUGCUGCCUCCUGUUAGCCGAGGAGAUGGCUGUGUUUGGGCCUUACCUGACUGGGCGGGAUUUAGACGCCCCCACUGAGAUAUCUCUCUUCCUGUUCUGUGUUCUCCUUCUGCUGCUCUGGAUCUUUCUGCUGCUCUGUCUCUUAGCUUACUUUCCUCAGUUCCCCACUCAAUUGCUAGGGGGCGCACUCGGAUGCCUGAGCUGGAGGGGUCUGUACCAGGGAUGGUACCGCCAGGGUCCCAGCUGGUACUGUCCCGGGCGGCCUGGACUUGGACUGCUCAGCACCAAGACAAGCAGCUCUGAAGCAGAAGGGAGAGAGCUGAGCCAGGAUAAGUGGUUGAACUGAAAGGGGUCAUACAGUAAAAAUCACUUUUAAUCUACCUCUUACUGUUAGAUAUGUUUGGAGGUGUCACUUUACGUGUCCAUAAAAUCCAAGCAGCAACAUCCGGUGCUGAACGGUUUGAAACCAACACUGAUACUGCCAAACCUGCAGUUCCUCAAAUGGCCACUUGGUCCUGAUAUUAGCUACAAGCGACAGUGGCAAAGCAAUGAGUUGCAUUUAUUUUCAAUCAGAGUGAGUGUUUUACAGCGGAAAGAGACAACAGUCACUUUGCCACCAGCUCGGCAGGGCCACAAUAGGCCUGAAGUAUAUUUUAUGCAAAUACUGAGCGACACGACACGCCAACUGUCAGUCGGAGCAAAUAGACAGCGUGAUGUCAGCUAGUUGUUUGCUCAAACAAAAAUAAUCCAAGAUGGGAGGAAUACUCUCUGAAACAGCUGUGUUUCUAUCUAAAUCUUAUAUGUUUCUCUGAUAUUUUGUAAAUGUCAGCGAGAAUGAACACUUCUGAAUCUAAAAAUGUAGUUUUUGUAACCAGAUAACACUUCUG